AUUCGGUAUAUUUUUUUUCGGUAAUUUGUUUCCAAGUGCCACAGGAAUCUUGUUCAAGUGAUACUAUCUUAAUUAUUUUCAGUUAUUUAUACAUCAAGUUAUGUCUCGUAAACAUGUAAAAAUUGAUGAUGACGUUGAUGUUACUUAUAAGGUUUUAAUUAUAGGAGAAACGUCCGUUGGAAAAACAUGUAUUUUACGUAACCUGUCUGGAAAAGGUUUCAAUUUUUCAACAUUAUCAACAGUUGGAAUUGAUUUCGAAAAUGUAGUAUUCUCUGUUAGAGGGGUUAACAUUUUACUAAAGAUAUGGUAAGUAAUUACUGUAAUUUUAUCCUGUUGUUCAUUAACUAUUGUGAUGUAUAUGAAAGGGAUACUGCGGGGCAAGAACAGUUUAGAGCUAUAACAAAGAGCUAUUAUAGAGGAGCAGAAGCAGUUGUUUUGGUCUACGAUGUCACAAACAAGAGUAGUUUUGAUAAAUUAAAUUCGUGGAUUGAUUCUGUUGUUGAAGAUCUGGUUGAUAACAAUAUCAAAAAUAUCAAAAUACCUUUUUACCUAAUGGGAAAUAAAAUAGAUUUAAUUGAAAAUCGCGUUGUAGAUGCUGAAAGUGGACAAGCGUUUAGCAAUAUGCAAGCUGCGGAUAGAUUUUUUGAAGUAAGUGCCAAAACUGGAUCUAACAUAAGUCAGGCAUUUAAAAAAUUAGCUGAGGAUAUCCUGCUAGCAAAUAAUCCAGAACUCGUCUCUGAUUAUGUAUCUGCAGAAUGUGUUAUUGAAAACGAUUUGCAAAGUAAUUGCUUUUGUAAAUGCUACUGCGAAGCUUGUACAAAGUGUGAAUGCAAAUCUACCCGAAAUAAGGUGUCUAGAAGAGUGUUUUCUAAGUAUGCGAAAAAGCCAAACUCAAAAAAAAUUGGGUUAAAAUCUACCCGCAGCAUCGUCCGUUUAGCGUCUGAAAUUGACAUGAGAGAUAAGAGCAAAUGUUCGGAUUGCAAGAAACUCUAAGAGUAAUCAAUGAUAGCAUUUCGUAGUUUUUUUUAAGAGUUUUAUUGCUAUUUAUACGAUGUUUCCAUUUAUUUCUGUAAUAGUUAAAUUUUGGCUUAUUAUACAGUUAACUACUCUUAUUCUCAAACUUUUGAAUACAGAUGAAGUUGAUUCGA
Messenger RNA from Dimorphilus gyrociliatus, 1148 nucleotides. Lineage: Eukaryota; Metazoa; Annelida; Polychaeta; Dinophilidae. The record is from the annotation of a GenBank genome assembly.